UCAAAAUCGAGGAAAUUAAGAAUUUUAUCACUAAUUGUGGGAAGAUUACAAAAUACUUUAAUAAGUCACAUCAAAAUUUAGCAUUACUUCGACAAGGGUUGACUAAUAUGAAAAUAAAAUCUGAAGGUUUAGAAACUUGGUGUCAAACACGUUGGGGAUCACUUUAUAUGACUACUAAUUCUAUACUACUUGCACGACCUGUAUUUGAUUGGAUUUUGUCAGAACAUCCUAAUACAAUUUCUAAUAUGGAUGUUUAUGAUUUAUUACAUAAUGAAGAUUUCUUUACUACAUGUCGUCAACUUCGAUCGAUUUGGGUACUUAUAAAAGAAUGCAUUAAUAUUUUGGAAGCUGAUUCAGCCUCUUUAGCCAAUU
Funneliformis mosseae is the source of this 372-nucleotide messenger RNA. The record is from the annotation of a GenBank genome assembly. NCBI's taxonomy places the organism in Eukaryota, Fungi, Glomeromycota, Glomeromycetes, Glomerales, Glomeraceae.